AUGGAUAACUCUCCAGGAGAGUGGGCUGUUGUUUAUACCUGGAUAAGUGAAAUCAAAUUGUGUUCCCUAAAAUCUGGCACUAAGAAUGAAAAUAAAUAUUCAAAGCAGUAUGAAUUUAUUCCUUAAAACGCUCUCUAAUGCAGCUAAAGCAUAGAAAAUCUUUAAAAAUUUAUUUAAAAUCCAAUUGUGAUUGGCUCUUAAGCUUUCAUAAUAGCUUAUUAGUGCAGAGCAAAUACUUCUGAAAUUCUACUUUCCACUGAAUAUCCAGAUGUUAGUUUUUUAGAUAGAAGCAAAAUGGAUACUAUCAGGCCAUACGGAAUUAUUAUAAAAUAAAUAUAUUGA
Tetrahymena thermophila SB210 is the source of this 342-nucleotide messenger RNA. RefSeq lists its product as hypothetical. The record is from RefSeq and is a predicted model, not a curated record. The transcript has a single exon. NCBI's taxonomy places the organism in Eukaryota, Ciliophora, Oligohymenophorea, Hymenostomatida, Tetrahymenidae.